Messenger RNA from Lodderomyces beijingensis, 914 nucleotides. NCBI's taxonomy places the organism in Eukaryota, Fungi, Ascomycota, Pichiomycetes, Serinales, Debaryomycetaceae. The record is from the annotation of a GenBank genome assembly.
AUGGCAACCGAAUUAACCGUUCAAUCAGAAAAAGCUUUCCAAAAGGUUUGUACUUGACCAUGGUGGCGACGAAGGAUACGGAACGAGGAGAGAAUAGAAGGGUCUUUUUUGGUUUUUUUUGCUACAACGUCAAGACCAUCGACGCCAUAACGAGGAACGAGGAAAGAGGAGCGAACUUCCGGGUGUUUCAAAGGCAAGGGCAGCAGGUUUGGAAGUCAUAGCUCCUGUGGCGUUUAAUCUACAAAAGUUCAACCAUGAGACCCAACAACGUCACCACAAGUCAACAACAAAUUCUCAAGAACAGAAAAAAUGUGCCGCUUGAUACCCACUGGGAUCAAAGAAAACAGAAGCCCUUUUGCCAUUUCCCCCCCCCCCCCUGCUUCGAUUUUCGUGUUUUAAGCCCGGCAUCAUAUCAUCUCUCCUCCAAAAUUCCAUUUCCGUGUCAAUCCCCAAAAAAAAAAAAAAAGUGUAUACUAACUUCCACAAUAUAGCAACCACACAUCUUCACCAACCCAAAAGCCAAGGCCAACAGAAAGACCAAGAGAUGGUACAAGGACGUUGGCUUGGGCUUCAAGACCCCCAAGGCCGCCAUUGAAGGUACAUACAUUGACAAGAAGUGCCCAUUUGUCGGAGACAUCUCCAUCAGAGGCAAGAUCUUGACCGGUACCGUCAUCUCCACCAAGAUGCACAGAACCAUCAUUGUCAGAAGAGACUACUUGCACUAUGUGCCAAAAUACAACAGAUACGAAAAGAGACACAAGAAUUUCGCUGCUCACAUUUCUCCUGCUUUCAGAGUCUCGGACGGGGACGUUGUCACCGUGGGUCAAUGUAGACCUAUCUCCAAGACCGUCAGAUUCAAUGUUUUGAAGGUUGCUGCUUCUGGUUCCAAAUCAAAAGCCUUUACUAAAUUCUAA